UCUCUGACGUACGCCACCUAGGCCAUACCAUACUGUCUCCUACUAACCCACGCCAUCCCUCCUCCUUAGCCAUAGCCAUGGCCAUUAUUAAGCUGCAUAGCUGAUCCCUACGAAUUUCCAAUCAUUGCCUUUCAAACUCACCUCUUCAGACGAUUUCCUAAAGGUGUUGCUUCUUGUAUUUUUGGUACAUUGGUGUUUAAUCUUGGAUGGUGUAAACCAUAUGUUUAUUGUUUGAUUGAUCAAGCAUCAUGCCAGGGGUCACUAGGAUGCAGUCUUUGCUGUUUCUACUCUUAUUCACAUCCUUCAUUUUCUUGAACUCUGUGAACAAUGUGAAUGCUGGUAUCACAAGUGUUUUCAUUCGGAAUGAGUGGCCAUCGGUUGACAUCCCUCUUGAUAAUGAAGUAUUUGCAGUUCCCAAUGGACAUAAUGCACCACAACAAGUGCAUAUAACACAAGGGGACUAUGAUGGAAAAGCUGUGAUUAUCUCAUGGGUCACAGCUGAUGAACCAGGGCCCAGAAAAGUACAAUAUGGCACAUCAGAGAAAAAUUAUGAAUUUACUGCAGACGGGAAGAUGACAAACUACACCUUUUACAAAUACAAUUCUGGCUACAUUCAUCAUGUUUUUGUUGAUGGCCUUGAGUAUGACACCAAGUACUAUUACAAGAUUGGGACUGGUGAUUCCACACGAGAAUUUUGGUUUCAAACACCUCCAGAGAUUGGUCCAGAUGUUCCUUACAAAUUUGGAAUCAUCGGUGAUUUGGGUCAGACGUAUAAUUCAUUGUCCACCCUAGAGCAUUACAUGCAGAGUGGAGCACAGACUGUCUUGUUUGUAGGAGAUCUUGCAUAUGCUGAUAGAUAUCAGUAUAAUGAUGUUGGUAUACGGUGGGAUUCAUGGGGUCGCUUUGUUGAGAGAAGUACUGCAUAUCAGCCUUGGAUCUGGGCUGCUGGGAAUCAUGAAAUAGAAUACAUGCCUUACAUGGAUGAAGUUGUUCCUUUUAAAUCCUAUCUCCAUCGCUACCCUACACCUCAUUUGGCUUGUAAAAGCAGCAGCCCUAUGUGGUAUGCUAUUAGACGUGCAUCUGCUCAUAUAGUUGUGCUAUCCAGCUACUCUCCAUUUGUGAAAUACACACCUCAGUGGGUGUGGCUCAGCAAAGAAUUAAAGAGGGUUGACAGGGAGAAGACCCCUUGGCUCAUUGUCCUUAUGCACGUUCCAAUCUACAACAGUAAUGAAGCACAUUUCAUGGAGGGUGAAAGCAUGCGAGCAGUCUUUGAAGAAUGGUUCAUCCAUCACAAAGUUGAUGUAGUCUUUGCUGGUCACGUUCAUGCUUAUGAAAGAUCUUAUCGAAUCUCAAAUAUAAGGUACAAUGUAUCAAGUGGAGAACGAUUCCCCGUACCAGACAAAUCAGCUCCUGUUUACAUCACUGUUGGAGAUGGUGGAAAUCAAGAAGGUCUAGCAGGAAGAUUUAGAGAUCCCCAACCAGAGUAUUCUGCGUUCCGAGAAGCCAGUUAUGGCCAUUCAACGCUGGAGAUCAGAAAUAGGACGCAUGCAUUCUACCACUGGAACCGCAAUGAUGAUGGGAAAAAAGUGGCAACUGAUUCGUUUGUAUUACACAAUCAGUACUGGUCAAGCAAUCUGAGACGAAGAAAACUGAAGAAGCAUUAUUUAAGGAGUGGGCUUGGGCGGAUUGCUUCUUAUUGAGAAGAUAACUAGCACCUCUGCCAUGAUUGCUUUGAUGUAAUUUCAGUAAGAAGAUGAAAAUGCCAACAAUGAUCAAAUGCAAACUCGUUACUGGAGAUGCAUGGAGUGAUCGUCUUCUUCUACUUCGUGCUCGAAUAUGUAACGUUGAAAUGGUUAAUAAGUUGAGAAACUGUAGUAAAAUCUCUAAAAUAAUCACUAUUCAAGAAUUGGGGUGGUUUACUUUGAUUCUAUGUAACAUUCGACAAGGGUAAACUUUUGUUUUGCCUUUGCUCACAUUUCCAUUGAAAAUAAACAGGAUUGUAGGAAGCUUGCUUGCUCUACAUGAGUUAUACAUGAGAGAUUUUGAGA
Molecule: messenger RNA, 2048 nt
Organism: Theobroma cacao (cacao)
Lineage: Eukaryota; Viridiplantae; Streptophyta; Magnoliopsida; Malvales; Malvaceae
Gene: PAP26
Product: purple acid phosphatase 26
Molecular function (GO): acid phosphatase activity; metal ion binding
Source: RefSeq, a predicted model, not a curated record